Sclerotinia sclerotiorum 1980 UF-70 is the source of this 1734-nucleotide messenger RNA. RefSeq lists its product as hypothetical. The transcript has 3 exons. Gene Ontology annotation, molecular function: catalytic activity. The coding region runs from base 1 to 1734 and encodes 577 amino acids. NCBI's taxonomy places the organism in Eukaryota, Fungi, Ascomycota, Leotiomycetes, Helotiales, Sclerotiniaceae. The record is from RefSeq and is a predicted model, not a curated record.
AUGAUAUCGGACAAGGUUUAUAAGCUCUGUACGAGUGAGGAGACAGUCUCCUCACUACUUGCAAAAGAUCCUACAAUGGCACCAGGAGAUGCCUGGAAGCAAUUAUAUGGAGGACAUGCGGCAGGGGAGAAGGAAAGUAAGAAUGAGGCAAGGAGGCAUCGAGAUACCAUAACGCCGGAGGAUUUGCAAAGAGCUUUAGAGUGUGGGAAAUGGGGUUCGACACAACCAAGUGAACUUUUCUUAAAGGUAAGAUACUUUCAUCUGCAAGAAAAUAUCAGUAUUGAUGAUUGGCAGAUGUAUCAUGAUGCAUUAUGUACUCUGGAUAAUAGUGUCAGCAAUUGUAUGGUCAGUCCGCCAUUGAUGGGAAGUUCUGGUGUUAUACCAUUGAGUGUGAUUUCAGUCGUACCGGAUAUUAUGCGACAUAUGUCAAAUCUGAUUGUUCGAGCCGAAAAAGAAGUUAUCCUAGCAACCAAUUACUGGCAGAAUUCGGUUGCCUCGAAAUAUAUUACGAAUGCAAUGAAGGAGCUUUCGAGAAGAGCUGGUGAGAGAGGAGAAAGAAUAGUGUUCAAACUACAAUACGAUAGAGGAAGUCCGAAACAGUUACUCGAUAACCAUUACAUGGUUCCAGAGAAAGAAUAUCUCGGCAAAGCUGUUGCACUUCCUACGGCGGCGGAAAUCCCAAAUCUCGAUCUUCAAGUCAUGAAUUAUCAUAGACCUAUGCUCGGAACAUUUCACUGCAAAUAUAUGAUUGUCGAUAGGAAAUUUGCGGUUCUUCAAAGUAAUAAUAUUCAGGAUAAUGAUAAUAUGGAGAUGAUGACACAUUUGGAAGGUCCAAUUGUUGAUUCUCUAUAUGAUAUGGCUUUGAUUUCUUGGCAUAAGAAAUUUGAGCCUCCAUUACCAAGUCAUAAUUCUCCUGCAGCUCAAGGUGGAUUGAGCUCAUUCCAAAGCAAACGUCACGAUGAGAUUUUUGAUCAAAAUGGUUCUAUUAGGGGUCACUCCGCUGUUGUACAUCCGGAAAGAAUGCAGGCACAACAAGCUUACUCUUAUGAACCUCGAGCUUCAAAUCGGCCGGGUUUCGAUCAUUCUGAGACUACAGCAAAUGGAGGUUCAACCACAGGUCCUUCAACAACCGAGAGUGUUACACAUCCUGUUGGAAGUACCAAUAAUGCGGAGAGCAUUAGAAAUGGAGUUGAACAAAUUCAAUUGAAUGGUGAUCAAAAUGUUAAUCAUGGAUUCGAAGAUAAAGAUCUCAAAACUAGAGAAAUGAUGGCCGAAAACGCAAGGGCGAUAGCAACCACAGGAGAUGCUGAACACAUUGUUCACACAAAAGAUGGCGAUAAACCAGUACCUAAUUCACCAGAAAGCGCAACCCAAGCUCAACAUGGUGUCAAUGGACCCGAUAUAGAGACUCAGGAAUUUCUAAGCAACGGAACUCAAGUAAUUCCUCAAUCACAAAUCGAACAUCCUUCACCAUCCGGUAAUCUUUUACCGGAACACACAACGGAUGAUCCUCAUUACGAUGAAGAUAUUGCAGGUGAAGUAGCUCGAGUUCAAACUGCUGUUUCUCCUAAAAAUGGAGAAACAAGGAUUGAAGCCGUUACUCGUCAUCUCAACCAUACCAGAAAUCCAGGAUUCAAAGGAAAUGCACCGGAUUGUGAACCACGAGAAGAAAUGACUCCUUACAUUCCUCAUCCAGUUCAUGAACCAUUCCCCAUUGCUAUGCUCUGUUUAUAA